Protomyces lactucae-debilis is the source of this 1580-nucleotide messenger RNA. RefSeq lists its product as uncharacterized. Gene Ontology annotation, biological process: ergosterol biosynthetic process. Gene Ontology annotation, molecular function: C-4 methylsterol oxidase activity; iron ion binding. Lineage: Eukaryota; Fungi; Ascomycota; Taphrinomycetes; Taphrinales; Protomycetaceae. The record is from RefSeq and is a predicted model, not a curated record. Bases 331 to 1440 code for a protein of 369 amino acids. The transcript has a single exon.
ACCUUCACUUGAAUCGCCCUGCUAUGGCCUGGUCCUGGCAUCAGCAGAAAACAAGAGACUUUGAUGUUCAGAUAUCAUCGCCUAGAUUCAGUCGUGUCGAAGUCAAAGUCUGCCAAAUGCGCUGAACGGUGUUGGCCACUCUGGUUCACAAGCCAGAUGUAAUCAUCUUCCACGCAAGCUACUGGUCACAUACUUCAAGCACUGCCUCAGACUAUUGUCUACUAGCAGGUACUUCAGAGGCGAGUCAUCAAGGCGAAUGUGCGAAACACCCUGUGAUUUGUUGCUGGCAAGCUAGACUGAUGGGCCUCAUGCUCGCCAAUCUGCACAAGGAUGGAAGGCAAUUUGCAGCUCGUGCUCAAAAUGUUACGAUCGGUGAGUACGGUAUGGUCCUUCGGCAUGCUCCUGACGUGUGCAUCUACACCGGAUUAUACAUAUGUGCCUGACACCAUGGCCAGUCAGUCGGCGCUCUCAAGUCGAGUCUGUGCCGGCCAAUUCGAAUUCUUUCUCCGCGUUUUCGCCACAAGCCGGCAAGUGAUCGAGGCACAAAUACAAGACAUCUGCUCAACAGCUACUAGCUACAGAUCUGCUCAAAAGAUAGCCAACACAACUGCAGGCAUCGCCAUGAACGCGCUCAGCAAUGUUCACGAUGUGGUCGAGGCGGCCUGGUCAAGCAUCGUUUUCCACCUACCGCCAGGUCUCAUUGAAUUCUCCACAACUCUGACCUGCCAAAUCCUCUUCUUCUAUGGGCCAGCCACAGCCUACCUCCUCAUUGACAUUCUCUUCCCGGCCUGGUCCACAAAACACAAGAUUCAAUCAGAAAAACGACAGCCGACCAAGGAGGAGGUGAGUCAUUGCAUUGCGCAUGUUGUCAAGGCAAACAUCACCUCAACCCUCUUCCACUUGGCCAUCCUGAGACUGCAAGGUGGAGCCAGCUUUUCUCAGUCUUCUUUCACAAUCACACCACGUCUUCCUACGUUGGUACAAUUUCUCAAGGAGAUGAUCAUCGGCUUCCUUGGUAGAGAAGUCGGCUUCUACUAUGCACACAGGCUCUUCCACACCAAGUAUCUCUACAGCCGCUUCCACAAGCAGCAUCACUUCUUCAAAGCGCCUCUAGCAUUCGCAGCGCAGUAUGCGAAUCCAGUGGAACACCUCAUCGCCAAUGUCUUACCAAUUUUACUACCUUUUGUCAUCAUGAAGGCGCAUAUCCUCAGCUACGCAACAUUCUUGGCACUGCAACUGUAUGAGACUGCUACAGUACAUUCUGGGUAUGACUUUGGCUUGCCGAGUGCGCUGCAUCAUGACUUGCAUCAUGAAAAGUUUAACGUCAAUUUCGGAGGGACACCGUUUGGCAGGUAUGGAUUGGAUUGGGUGCAUGGUACGAAUGAGCUUGGUUGGGAAAAGGCAAAGCAGGCCAAAGCCACUGCAAAGAAGCAGAUGUGAAGGUAGAUCACUGCACUUUCUCUUUAGAAAGCAUCUCUGUAGCACUUGAACUGAUAUUUGGCACAAGACCUAGGUCGAGCAGCCCUAUGAUCCAGCAUCACUCGGUAGGUAUAUCAGGCCUUGUAGAAUACUGUUCCUCC